UGUUGACUAAGUCAAUAAUCAGAAUCAGCAGGUUUGGAGUCAGAUUGGCAGGGAUAAAGUGGUGUAGCUCUGGAGAGGUGAGUAUAAAAGCCCCACGCUGGGAGCAGUCCUCAAAGACGUCCCUGAGUUCUGGGCAGGAUGGCCUCUCACAGCUUGCUCCUCCUCUGCCUCGCCAGUCUGGUGUUCCUGUCUGAGGCUGGCCCUGCGGGUGCUGGUGAAUCCAAAUGUCCUCUGAUGGUCAAAGUCCUAGACGCUGUCAGAGGCAGUCCUGCUGUCGGUGUGGCUGUGAAAGUGUUCAGAAAGGCUGCUGACGGGACUUGGGAGCCAUUUGCUUCUGGGAAAACCAGUGAGACUGGAGAGCUCCAUGGGCUCACAACCAUUGAGAAAUUUGUAGAAGGGGUGUACAAAGUGGAACUGGACACCAAGUCCUACUGGAAGGCACUUGGCAUCUCCCCGUUCCAUGAAUAUGCAGAGGUGGUGUUCACGGCCAACGACUCCGGCCUCCGCCGUUACACCAUCGCCGCCCUGCUCAGCCCUUAUUCCUAUUCCACCACGGCCUUGGUCAGCAACCCUGAGGUCUGAGGGACUUGCGCAGUGGAUCUGAAGGAGGGGACGGGAUUCCAUGUAACCAAUUUUUACUAAAGCAGUGUUUUCACUUCAUAAGCUAUGCUAGAAACUCAGGCAGAGACAAUAAAAUGUUCCUGUGAAAA
Molecule: messenger RNA, 710 nt
Organism: Nycticebus coucang (slow loris)
Lineage: Eukaryota; Metazoa; Chordata; Mammalia; Primates; Lorisidae
Gene: TTR
Product: transthyretin
Exons: 4
Coding region: 139-582 (147 amino acids)
Biological process (GO): purine nucleobase metabolic process
Molecular function (GO): thyroid hormone binding
Source: RefSeq, a predicted model, not a curated record